CCGCCGUGCGAGCUCGCUACAGACUCUUAAUAGUCUAUUUUUAAUUAUACACAUCUCGUAUUUCUCUUUAUAUUAUUUUGUUCCGAGACCCCAUUAUAUUCUUAACAUUUAGGAAAAUGGCUGACACAAAAGUCGAUACCAGCUCGGAAGUCUCCGCUAAGGACCUUAAAGAAAAGAAGCAGGUUGAGGAGGCGGAAAACGGAAAGGAUGCCCCUGCUAAUGGAAAUGUGGAAAAUGAGGAGAAUGGCGAUCAAGAAAAUGAAGUAGACGAGGAGGAUGAUGAGGUGGCUGAAGAAGAUGAGGAAGAUGAUGGAGAAGGUGACGAUGAUGAUGAUGAAGAUGACGAGGCUGAGGGCGGCACAGGAAAAAGAGCAGCCGAGGAAGAUGAUGAGGAUGAUGUUGAAACCAAGAAGCAAAAGACUGAUGUGUAAGAAGCUACUCUGCUGGAAAUCUCAUCCCUCCUUUCCUUAAAUCGUCCACUGGGGGAGGAAAAACAUGGUCAUCAUCAAGUAGAGUCCAGCAUCCGUGUACACGCACCUAACUGCAGAUUUUGUAGAAACAACCAAGACUUCAAAGCUCUACCUUCUUACAAAAUACUUUAAAAGGAAAAGUUUGUUUGUAUUUUUAUUUACAUUUUAUAUUUUUGUACAUAUUGUUAGGAGGUCAGCCAUUUUUGACCGUGAUCUCUGGUUACCAAACGGUGCUUUGAAGUUGAUGCUUCUCGAUGAAAUAGAUUUUACUUGUGGUUUGACCAUGUCAUGUUAUCUCAAAAGAAACUUGUAAAAAACUAAGCAAAAAAAGAAAUUAAAAAUUGCAGAAAACCAUGAGAAAAAAAAAACAUUAAUUCAAAGCAUUCCAGUAACUUUGUGUAUGUACAUCAGUUGUAUCAUACGUAGUUGGAUUGUAUGAGAGGGCAAGGCCAAAAGAAAAGAAUUUUCUUCUUUUCUUUCUUGUCUGUUAAAUUGCUAUCUAUUUGUGGCCUGUUCGAUGUAUGUGUGAAAUUUGUUGUGCGACAAUAAACCGAAAUUUAUUUUGUGAGUUCUUA
Carassius auratus (goldfish) is the source of this 1045-nucleotide messenger RNA. It is a transcript of the gene ptmaa, whose product is annotated as prothymosin alpha a. Bases 117 to 431 code for a protein of 104 amino acids. Gene Ontology annotation, biological process: positive regulation of transcription by RNA polymerase II; negative regulation of apoptotic process. Lineage: Eukaryota; Metazoa; Chordata; Actinopteri; Cypriniformes; Cyprinidae. Gene Ontology annotation, cellular component: nucleus. Gene Ontology annotation, molecular function: histone binding. The record is from RefSeq and is a predicted model, not a curated record. The transcript has 5 exons.